Molecule: messenger RNA, 2527 nt
Organism: Zeugodacus cucurbitae (melon fly)
Lineage: Eukaryota; Metazoa; Arthropoda; Insecta; Diptera; Tephritidae
Product: kelch-like protein 17
Exons: 8
Coding region: 581-2329 (582 amino acids)
Molecular function (GO): protein binding
Source: RefSeq, a predicted model, not a curated record
UAUGGUAUCGAAAACUGCUUCUUCAGUAUAGCGUCAAUAGCGGUGCACAGAAGUUCAUAUUUCAGUCACUUCGUGAGUUGUUACGGUGAGUGAUGUCUACCUUUUAUAAUAUAUAAGAUAUAUGAGUUUAGAAAAGUUUUGCUUUAUUUAGUUUUUGAUUUUUCGCGGUAUUGUUACAUUGUUAUAACGGAAAUAACGAUCAAUACUGAUGAUAUUAACUGAGUGAUUUUUAGAAACAAGCACAAUCAAAAAAAUGCUUUCUUUGUAAGCAAGAGAGAGUCAAGAGUCGCCAAGUGAGAGUCAACAUUUGAGAGCGCUAACAAUUGUAUUGCUCAGAGUGACAAAUUUUUAAUAUUUUUAUUUUUGUUUACAAACAUUUAGACGCUCACUUCUGGUUUGUUAUUAGUUCUCUACAACUUGCUGAUAAGCAGUUUGGGCGAGUAAAUCUCAGCAAUACUAGGUACAUGGCUGCCACAGUGCCGAAAGUGAACAAAGGAUAAAUAAUAAAAAAUUCAAAAUAAUACAAAUAUGCCAACAUACAAUUAUACCUGAGACAGACAUGAAAGUUCAAUAAUUUAAAAUGGCCACAAGUUCUAAGCAAACAACUGCUUCACAGCGUAAUUCGAGUGAGUUGAAACUACAUUUCAUGAAGAAAUUAAUGAAGAAAAUAUUUUGCUUCUACGAUGAACAGUCUUUAAUUGAUGUGACUUUUAAAGUUUCUAACCCAGAGGCUUUUGUACCCGCACAUCGUUUGAUACUCUCAGCAGCGAGUCCUUACUUCGAGAACCUCUUCAACGGCGAUCGAGGCAAUGCUCAUGUCAUCGAAAUAAAUGAUAUCGAUAGCGAUAUCUUUGAACGCUUAAUAACCUUUUGCUACACCGGAAAAGCGCUGUUUACCGUUGACAAUGUCGCUGCGAUGCUGAAGGCGGCAAUCGUAUUGCAAUUGGAAGAUGCCGCGACCAUUUGCAUGGACUUCAUUAUGUCGCACAUCGAUGAAUGCACAUUACAGGGUGUAUAUGCGCUAGAACGCGAAACGCAAUGUGAACUUGUCAAGCGGAAAAUCCACGAAUACGAAAUACAGAAUUUCUUAGAGAUCAGCCAACGCGACGAGUUUCUCAAUUUUGAUGUUGAGAAAUUACAAUGCCUUAUAGAAUCGCACAAUUUGAAUGCAGCUUGUGAGAAAGAUGCCUAUGAUGCCAUAACUCGUUGGUUUAAUCACGAUGUUUCUGCGCGUCAACAACAUCUACCUCGUUUAGUCGCUUGCCUGCGGCUCACUCAAUUCGAUGUGGACUUCCUUUUGACUCACAUUCAGUCAUUACCUGGCUGUGAGUUGUUGGCCCUCCAGGCGUCCAUGUGGAUCAGUAAUUCCUCAGCAAGGCAUAGGAUAAAUAUCCGAUUUACUGAACCACGUGUAGGGAUCGGUGCUAGAAAUUGUGAUGAGAAAACAUUGCUGCUUGUUUACGAAGAGCAUAAUUCGUCGAAGGCAUGUGCACUUCAAUAUAAUAAAGCUGAGGACACAUGGCAAAAAUAUGCGACUCUAUAUAAGGAUACUAUAAACUCUAGUGCCAUUUUAAAGGAUGACAAUUUGUUAUUUAUUGGUGGUGAUAGCUAUAAAUCACCAUCCAAAAGUUUUCUCAGUUGGAAUAUUACAAAUAAAACAUGGCGAAAAUUGUCAAAAAUGAACCAUACAAGACAAGACCAUAGUGUUGUCGAAUUAGAAGGAAAAAUAUACGCUAUUGGUGGUCGUGGUGAGAAUAAUACUAUUUUGCAGUCAGUUGAAAGGUAUACAGCAUCCAAUGGUUGGGAGUUCGUGGCACCUUUGAUUACAGCACGUUGCGAGGCCGGUGCAGUGUCUUUGAAUGGUAAAGUUUACAUAAUAGGCGGUUCGAAUGGAAAAACCUUAAAAUCCGUGGAAUGCUAUAACCCGGAUUCGAAUAGUUGGACUUAUUGUGCAGUUAUGCGCGAAGAGUAUCCGAGCCUUAGUGUAGCUGCACAUAAUGGUCACAUCUAUGUUGUAGGCUAUUUUAAAGGUAUGCCAGCUGUUGAACGUUACGAUCCUUACCGAGACACAUGGACUCAGAUUUGCUCUCUGGAUGGCAAACUAAAUCUUACAACAAAACGCCCAUAUGUCCUCUCUGGUAGUUGGUACGGUUUCGCUUGCGCAUCUCUUGACAAUGAACUAUGGGCUAUUGGUAGCAGCAUGAACAAUGAGGCAACAGUCGAAGUUUAUAACGAAGAAAAUGAUCAUUGGGUACAGAAGAGGCCGUUACCCAAAGGUUUCAUAUAUUCAUGUUUUGUUAUACCCGUAACUUUUCUGACUUCAAAAUAAACAAACAAUAAUAGAAAUGUUGUUAUUUUUUAAUAAACUAAUAGAAGCGGCAAACAAGAAAACUUUAACGGCCAAAAUUUGCUUUAAUCGUUUAAGGUUCUUGUUUUUUCUUAAAAAAGGAAACCAAGCGUUAAUACUAAUUUCAAUUGUUUUUGUAGAAAAUUUAAAUAAAUAAAAAGCAAGUAAAUUAUCCGACUA